AUGUGUGUGUGUGUGUGUGUGUUGGCUUCCGCCGUGACUUGCCGUGUUGUUGUUGUUGCCGUUUUCUGUGUGCAAUUGUUUUCCAUGUUGUUCCUUCUGUGUUCUCUCGAGUCCCGCUCUCUGCGUGGGUGCUCUGCUCCGCUUCCCAGUGACGUGUCUGAUGUAUUGCCGCUGUUUCUGCCUUCUCCACUUCUUGGACACAGACACGCUAGGAAAGAAAGCAACCAAACGCAAAUCGCUACUGUGAAAUUCGAAGGCUCUGAAAGGACCAGCAGCACACAAAAACACCGCCCACACACAAAUAUUUAUAUGCUCUCACGUGUUGCUGCUGUCAUGGCACCCCGCACACACAACCGUUGCCGCGUGACCGGAUCCAGCGGAAGGAGGAGGGAAGGAAGAGAAGGUGAGCCGCCGAGGCCCAACAUGUUCCGGCAUCACUUCUGUUCUGCGGUGCUGCUCCUCUUUGUCGUGAUGUGCUGCGGCAGUGGAGCUGCGGCCGCUGGCGGUAAAACAAGGAAUGCCAUUGAUCCGUUUAAGGGGACGACGUCGAUAUCAUUUGCUAAUUGGAAGGAGUUUAAGGAGGCCGGAAGCAAAAUCACCUCGCUCCGUGUUCCUGGCCUCGUUAAAGUGGGUGAUGAUGUAUUUGCCGUGGCGGAAGCGCAGUGCGGGGAAAGGAAUGGAGCCGACAGCUCUGCUUGGAUUGUGUCAAAGCACCUGGAUAUAAGGGGUGACUCAAUGGAUAUUUCGACGUCGGAUAUAAGUUUGUUUUGCAUGCAGCUUGUGGACGCCGCCGCGAAUAAUUUUGGGACAACAGAAGUGUUGCGGCCAACUACAGUUGUAAUUGAGGACAGCGUCUACAUGCUGGUGGGGAAAUAUAGCCAUAAAAAGGAGCAGAUUCAAGGUACGAAUGAGCCAGCCCUUUUACUCGUGAAGGGAACUGUCACGGUGGAUGGUGGAAAGAAGAAAAUAAGAUGGAAUGAGACCCAUGUGGUGAACCCUCAAGGAAAAGGAAAAUCUCUUUUCUUGACCAAGUUAAUUGGCGGUGGAGGAUCGGGUGCUGUGAUGCGUGACGGCGCGCUUGUGUUUCCCAUGCAGGCCAAAGAGGAGGAUGGAACCAGCGUUUUGCUGUCUAUGCGUCUCCCCAAUUCAGGGAACAAAUGGGAGCUCUCAUCCGAGACGACUGGUAAGGACUGCAGGGAUCCAACCCUGGUGAGGUGGGAAGAAAGCGAAGAAGACGAAAGACUCUUCAUGAUGGCUCAUUGUGCUGGAGGCUACUAUGACGUUUACAGGUCCAUUUUGGAUGGAGUCAAUUGGUAUGGGCACUUAAAACCAAUUACCCGCGUGUGGGGCAACUCACAUGAUCGAGCAGGGUACGGUGUCCAGAGUGGAUCCACCACCGCAAUCAUUGAGGGAAAGAAGGUGAUGCUCAUCACCGCGCCGGUGUAUGCGAAGGACAAUGAAGGUGGAAAAGGUCGGCUUCAUCUUUGGGUGACGGACAAGGCUCGUGUGUAUGAUGUUGGGCCGAUAUCCCGUGGAGAUGAUGACGCCGCCGCCAGCUCUCUGCUGGUGAAGAGUGGGAAGGAUAAUAAGGAGGAGUUGAUUUCACUGUACGAAAACAAGAAGGACGACGGAUCAUACAAUCUUGUUGCUGUGCGUCUGACCGAGAAACUGGAGCGGAUAAAGGAAGUUGUGAAGACAUGGAAGGAUUUGGACAGCGCCUUGAGAACAUGCAGUUCCGUUUCCAGCGGCACUGUUGACGCGCGCAAAAAGGGUAUGUGCAAUGGUCGUGUUCCCACUGAUGGGCUUGUUGGCUUUUUGUCUGGUAACAUCUCUGAGAACACAUGGAGAGACGAGUACCUCGGCGUGAAUGCAAAAGUGACGAAUGGGGAGCCAAGGGUUCCCAAUGGAUGGACGUUCAAAGGGUCCAGAGCAGGGGCGGUGUGGCCUGUUGGCGACAUGGGGCAGACUGUGCCGUACUACUUUGCAAACAACAAGUUCACUCUUGUGGCGACGGUUUCCAUCCACGAGGUGCCGCAGAGUGGCAGCAUCCCUUUGAUUGGCGUGAGGAUGAAUGACACCAGCAGCACGGUCCUCUUUGGUCUGUCGUACACCCAUGAAAAGAAGUGGCUGGCCAUAACAGAGGAUGCUGCUGAUCCGGAGGAUGUUGUUGAUAUUGUUAAAUGGGAGCCAAACAAGACGUAUCAGGUGGUACUGAAAAUGGAUUAUGAUGAAUGGACUGUCAUUGUGGAUAAAAAGGAAAUCCACAACAAGAAAUAUGAUAAGAACCUGUUCAACUCGCACAGGAUCUCACACUUCUACAUCGGUGGGGACAGUAAGGACCGAAGUGCAACGGGCGGCCAUGUUACUGUGACUAACGUCAUGCUGUACAACGAGGAACUGUUGAGAAAUGAUCUGCGUAAACUCAAAACCAGCAAAGUCACUAUUCCAUCACUGGGUGUUGAGGAACAGCCCACAGGACAGGUGGCUGGCACAGACGUCUCAGUUGCUUCCGAGUCAAGGAGUGAAGAAAGCGCCAUCUAUGAGGAAUUGACUGAGGAUGAUACUGAUGAACAAGAGGAAGAAAGCGUCGAUGAUCCGGUGCCUGCAGCGCCCUCUUCCACAGAUGCCGCGGGAUCGUCUGUUCCUGAACCCGCCACUGCAGCGGAGAGUGCAGGGAAUUCUCUUCCAGAGAACAAUGUCCAGCUUUUCGAAGGCGAAACGUCUCAGCAAGCCACGCCGCAUGAAGACAAUGAAUCGAUGCAGCGGGAUUCGAAGGUGCAGACACAAGAACUACCGUCAGAGGAGCCAGCGGAGUUCACUGAUUUUGAAGGAUCCUCUGAAAGUUAUGAUACAGAACAGCCAGUGGAGGAGGAAGAAGCGAAUGGCGGGAGUGGCGAAUCAACGUCUCCAGUGACUGCGUCGUUGAGUGUGGAAACGGUCACCGCACCAGCUGACGGUGAGCACCAAGUGCGACAAAGCAUUGAGCUUUCCGCUGAAAACAACGACGUGCGGUCCACUGGAACCAGAACCACCGGCACGGAGCGAAGCCUCAGCCUCGAGGCGGGGGACGGAAGUUCCGAGAGAACAAUGGGCUCAGGCAGCAGCCCCACUCCUUCAAAGAGUGACGCCGAACCGACGUCCGCGGAGAACACCGACGACGUCUCUUGGACUGAAGGAGCCGAAUUCUCUUUUGAAGACGGCAAGGAGGCGCCACAGCCGGUCGACACCGCACCGGGUAAUACAAGCACAACGCCUGGGGAAACCAAGAUCCCAUCGGAGUCCAACGCAACAAUACCCUCGGACACUGAAAUUUUGCUUGAGCACGGGCAUUUGGGCGAGUUGGCGGCCAUGUAUCUAAUUGGUGACAGCACCGUGCAAGUGUGUGUGUCUCGGGUGUUGUUGCUGCUGCUUCUGGGGCUGUGGGGCACUGCGGCUCUCUGUUGA
Trypanosoma cruzi is the source of this 3444-nucleotide messenger RNA. Its product is annotated as trans-sialidase, putative. Gene Ontology annotation, molecular function: exo-alpha-sialidase activity. The record is from RefSeq and is a predicted model, not a curated record. Lineage: Eukaryota; Euglenozoa; Kinetoplastea; Trypanosomatida; Trypanosomatidae. The transcript has a single exon. The coding region runs from base 1 to 3444 and encodes 1147 amino acids.